Molecule: messenger RNA, 5004 nt
Organism: Tachysurus vachellii
Lineage: Eukaryota; Metazoa; Chordata; Actinopteri; Siluriformes; Bagridae
Gene: cntnap5a
Product: contactin associated protein family member 5a
Exons: 24
Coding region: 137-4057 (1306 amino acids)
Source: RefSeq, a predicted model, not a curated record
ACAGAGCUGUCAGAGCUCACAUCUGUCUGUACACAGAGGCUCUGGGUGUCGCGGCGGAAACACUUCAGCGGCUCACUUCGGAAAUACGUCCGGUUUUGGUCUUGGUUACGGAUAUAACCUGAGCUUUUACGCGGCCAUGGAGUUACAGAAGUGGCGGUGUUGUGCGCUCGGUGCGUCUCUGCUCGCCGUGUUCAGCUCAGCCAUGGCUGCCGCGCACUAUAGCUGCGAUGGCUCACUCGCAUCCGGACUGCCUGCGGCUUCUUUCCGGAGUUCAUCACAUUUCUCAGAAAGUCGGGCUGCUAACUUUGCUAAACUGAACAGAAGAGACGGAGGUGGUGGUUGGAGCCCGCAGUUGACAGACAGGUCACCGUGGCUACAGCUGGACCUCAGGGCACGCAUGGAGGUGACGGCUGUAGCUACACAGGGCCGCCAUGGCAGUCACGACUGGGUCGGCGGAUACACACUUCUCUACAGCGACAGCGGGAGUGUGUGGAAACAGUACAGGAACGAGGACAGAGUUGCGAGAUUGGUGGGGAACACGAAUUCCGACAGUGCAGUCUAUCACAAACUCAGUCAACCCAUUCGAACCCGCUUUCUGAAAUUUGUUCCUCUCGAGUGGAACCCCAGUGGCAGAAUCGGGCUCAGGAUCGACAUCUACGGCUGCGCAUACAAAUCGUACGUGGCGGAUUUUGAUGGCAGAAGCUCUCUGCUGUACCGGUUUAACCAGAAGUCCAUGAGCACGGUGAAGGACGUGAUCUCUCUGCGCUUUAAGAGCCGACAAACGGAGGGCGUCCUGCUGCACGGAGAGGGACAGCGAGGUGAUUAUAUCACGCUGGAGCUCCACCGAGGGAGACUGGCUUUACACCUCAACCUCGAUGAUACCCGGGUCAGGUCAAGCAGCGGCCGUAUGGUGGUCACACUGGGCAGUCUGCUCGAUGACCAGCACUGGCACUCGGUGCUGAUCGAACGCUUUAACAAGCAGGUCAACUUCACCUUGGACCGACACACGCAGCACUUCAGGACCAAAGGGGAUGGAGACUCUCUUGAGGUUGACUAUGAGCUCAGCUUCGGCGGGAUCCCGCUACCGGGAAAACCCGGAACGUUCCUCAGACGCAACUUUCACGGCUGUGUGGAGAAUCUCUACUACAACGGCGCGAACAUCAUCGACCUCGCCAAGCGACGCAAGCCACAGAUAUACACAGUGGGAAAUGUGACCUUUUCGUGCUCGGAGCCGCAGCUGGUGGCCGUUACCUUCCUGAGCUCCAGCAGCAGUUUCCUGUCCUUUCCAGCUCCCGUUCCCUCUCUGGAUGGGCUUUCGGUCCGGCUGCAGUUCCGAACCUGGAAUCCCGACGGCCUGCUGCUGUCCAGUCGACUGGCGUCGGACCCGGAGCAGCGUUACCUGCUCCUGCGCAUCAGCAGCGGCCGCCUUCGCCUCACGCACCAUGCCUCAGACCUUAAAACUCUGGAAGUGUCUACUGGGCAAAGGGUGAACGAUGGGCUCUGGCACUCGGUGAGUCUGAGCACCAGAGGUCUGCAGAUCAUCAUGACGCUGGAUAACGAGCCAGCAUCCACCAUUCAGCUGGAGGACUUCCUGGAACCCAGGGACAGCUACUACUUUGGGGGUUGUCCGCCAUCUCAAAAUGGCUCUGGCUGUAUGAACACUGUAAUGGCCUUCCAGGGCUGCAUGCGGCUCAUCCUCAUCAACAACCAGCCCGUGGACCUCAUGCAAAUCCAGCAAGGGAUGGUGGGAAGUUGGAAUGAGAUAGAGUUUGACAUUUGUGGCAUUCAGGACAGAUGUCUGCCUAACUUCUGCGAAAACGGUGGCCGCUGCUCUCAGACGUGGGCUUCUUUCUACUGCGACUGUGCAGGGACGGGAUACAGCGGCGCCACGUGCCAUAACUCAAUCUAUGAAGCCUCAUGCGAGGCCUACAGGCUUGCAGGAAGCACCUCGGGCUACUUCUCUGUCGAUCCUGAUGGGAGUGGCCCUCUGGGGCCAAUUCAGGUCUACUGCAAUAUGACGGAGGAAAAAGUAUGGACCGUGAUCCACCACAACAGCACCGAUCCGGUCCGAGUUCACGGAUCGACAGCUGAGAAACCCUACAAAGCAGCCUUGGAUUACGGCGGCUCGCCGGAUCAACUCCGGGUCCUGGUGUCGCAGUCAGAAUACUGCCAACAAACACUGACCUAUCAGUGCAGGAGAUCUCGACUUUUCAACACGUGGGAUGGUGCUCCUUUGUCCUGGUGGCUGGAGCGUGGUGGUGAGAGAAGGACGUAUUGGGGAGGUUUACUUCCGGGUGUUCAGCACUGCGCCUGCAGUCUGGAGGAAAACUGCAUCGACAUGAACUACUUCUGCAAUUGCGACGCUGACCGAGACUCAUGGGAAAACGAUACCGGGAUCCUGUCCUAUAAAGACGAUUUACCAGUGAGCGGAAUAGUAAUAGGAGACACAAACCGAGCGAGAUCUGAGGCAGUCUUCAACGUCGGGCCCCUGCAAUGCUCCGGUGACAAGUCUGUUUGGAACGCCGCGUCUUUUUACGACGAGGCCUCGUACCUGCUCUUCCCUGCCUCGCAAAUGGAGCUCUCUUUCGACAUCUCCUUCUACUUCAAGACCGGCUCGCCCUCGGGAGUCUUCGUCGAAAACGUGGGUUCGCGAGACUUCAUCAGAGUCGAGCUGAGCUCUCCUUCAGCUGCUACCUUGUCGUUCGAUGCGGGAUACGGGCCGACCGUGCUAAACGUGAAAUCUCCGGUGCCGCUGAACGACCGCCAGUGGCACUGGGUCCGAGCUGAGAGGAACGUAAAGGAGGCGUCGCUGCAGGUCGACCAGUUGCCUCUACGCUUCCUGGAGCCUCCAGCACACACACAAAUACGUCUGCAACUCAACAACCAGCUCUUUGUGGGAGGAACAGCAUCCAGACAGCGAGGCUUUCUGGGGUGCAUGAGAGCACUUACGGUAAACGGUGCAACCUUCGACCUGGACGAGAGGGCAAAGGUGACUCCGGGCGUGAGCUCGGGCUGCGCGGGUCACUGCAGCAGUUCUGUGGGCAUCUGCCACAACCGGGGCAGGUGUGUAGAGAAGAGUACAGGCUACGUGUGUGACUGCACACAUUCGGCAUACGGAGGACCCUCCUGCAAGGAAGAGGUAUCCGUGUCCUUCGAGAGAGGUUCCUCGGUGACGUACACGUUCCAAGAGCCUUUCUCCGUCAUACAAAACAGGACGCAGGUCUCCUCCUCCUCGUCCUCUGUGUACAGCAAGUCUAGAGACAACAUGGCACUUAGCUUCCUCACCACACAGAGUCCUGCUAUGCUCCUCACCAUCAACACCUUCACCCAGCAGUACGUAGCGGUUAUCCUCGCUCGCAAUGGGAGUCUGCAGAUUUGGUAUCAGCUUCAUAAGGAGCGAAAGCCCAGCGUCUUCAGCCCCGUGCUCACUAGUCUUGCAGACGGGAAGCUUCACCGACUCCGGCUUCACCGCGAAGGAAAAGACGUCUACGUUCAGGUUGAUCAAGACAAUAAAAAGUACACCCUCUCACAGGACACCGACUUUAACUCGAUGAGGUCACUAACCCUAGGAAAAAUUACAGAAACUGAAGCGCUAGAUGAUGAAGUAGCCCAAGCGGGAUCCAAAGGUUUCGUCGGUUGCUUUUCGUCAGUUCAGUACAAUCACGUGGCUCCACUAAAGGCAGCGCUGUUGAACCGUGGGAGCUCUUUGGUCAGCAUACGAGGCCAUUUGCUCGAGUCUAAUUGUGGAGCGCUGGCAGAUUUAUCAACCACUAAAUCCCGUCUAGACCACGGGGAAGAGGUGGGUACGGACAACAAGCGUCGCGAAGACGACACCCCAAGAGAUUCGGCAGUAAUUGGAGGCGUGGUCACAGCUGUGGUGUUCGUCACGCUCUGUUUGCUCGCCGUGAUGGCACGCUUCCUGUACCAACACCGGCAGAUUCAGAGGACUACCAGCAUCCAGGAGAAGGAGCACAGGCGCAGCCUUGAAGCUGCCUACCGGGCAGAACUUCACAUGAACCAGACUAUAAGGGACAGCAUGAAGGAGUACUACAUCUGAUGGAAGCCUUGUAGCCGCCGAUCGUCCCUCUUCAACUUUUGUCCUUUUGCACGCUUGUGGUGCGAACUUUACCUAGCGCGAGUUGAGUUGCGUGGACAAGAUCCUUCACUGACUGUAGGGGUCUUUGGAUUUGGGUAGGUAGUAGCUAUUAGAUGCCCAACCUGUUGGCCCGGAGUAGCGGGCCUGGGGUUGUGCUGUCUGGUGAUGGUGUUUUCAGGAACGUCCCUGCAUUUCUUGGACAAUAUUUCCUCUGAGAAAAUCUUAAAGAAGCAGUAUCUGGUUAUUUUUUGGAGACUUUCUGAACUAAAGUGUAAUGCUAUUAUCCACAAACUCACCGACACUAUGCCUACCAUAAGGCCCUGUCCCCCUUCCUAUAACUGCUGGAGAUAAAGUACAAGGCUCAGUGCAAGAGUAUGGGCUGAAAAUUCUAUUUAUUCAUUCUUCAUUGCACUACUUUAGUUUGUUUUCAUGGAACAUAUUUGACUGUAUUCAUUGCGUAUAAUGUAGAGAAAGCUAAAUAUUAUCCAUGAGUGUUGGCAGAAAUCAAGAACGUAUGCAGACGUGUGUGCAACCGACGCGUCAGACUCGGAUCCUGGAGUCUGGUGGUCCUGGUGUUGAAGUUCAAAUGGAAAAUGGGUUGAAAAUCUUAGCGUUGGUAAAAUGUACAUUUGAAUAUAAGGUAAUGUGAAUCAUGAUGUUUUUAUAUAAAUAAAUAAAUAAAUAAAUAAAUAAAUAAAUAGUUAAGGUGUGAAAUGUCAUGCCAGCUUUCCGAUGACAAACUCUACAUGACAUUUUCUCUAUUUAGUCCCAGUCUAUUUAUUUGGAAUCCUUAACAACUGGUGUUCGCACAGCGAUCGAACUUCUUGACGGCCAAAGAUUUGGCAAAAGGUAGCUCACGAACCCAGCGACUUAAAUUAAUCUGACAAUACCAGCCUUUAAAUAAUUCC